UAAUUUUGCGCAAAAAUGCAGAGCGAUGGCCGCAGAGUCGGGGGCCUGGGCUGCGUUCCGGAUGAGUUCCACCCGUUCAUCGAGGCGCUGCUGCCCCACGUGCGCGCCUUCGCCUACACCUGGUUCAACCUGCAGGCGCGGAAGCGCAAGUACUUCAAGAAGCACGAGAAGCGCAUGUCCAAGGACGAGGAGCGCGCGGUGAAGGACGAGCUGCUGGGCGAGAAGGCCGAGGUGAAGCAGAAGUGGGCGUCGCGGCUGCUGGCCAAGCUGCGCAAGGACAUCCGGCCCGAGUGCCGCGAGGACUUCGUGCUGGCCAUCACCGGCAAGAAGGCGCCGGGCUGCGUGCUCUCCAACCCCGACCAGAAGGGCAAGAUGCGGCGCAUCGACUGCCUGCGCCAGGCCGACAAGGUGUGGCGGCUGGACCUGGUCAUGGUGAUCCUGUUCAAGGGCAUCCCGCUGGAGAGCACGGACGGCGAGCGCCUGGUGAAGGCGGCGCAGUGCGGCCACCCGGUGCUCUGCGUGCAGCCGCACCACAUCGGCGUGGCCGUCAAGGAGCUGGACCUCUACCUGGCCUACUUCGUGCGCGAGCGAGACGCGGAGCAGAGCAGCAGCCCCCGGGCAGGGAUGGGGUCCGACCAGGAGGACAGCAAGCCCAUCACGUUGGACACAACUGACUUCCAGGAGAGCUUUGUCACCUCCGGCGUGUUCAGUGUCACCGAGCUCAUCCAAGUGUCCCGGACACCUGUGGUGACCGGGACAGGACCCAACUUCUCUCUGGGAGAGCUGCAGGGGCACCUGGCCUACGACCUGAAUCCCGCCAGCACGGGCAUGAGAAGGACGCUGCCCAGCACCUCGUCCAGCGGGAGUAAGCGACACAAGUCGGGCUCGAUGGAGGAGGACGUAGACACGAGCCCCGGCGGCGACUACUACACUUCACCCAGCUCUCCUACGAGUAGCAGCCGCAACUGGACGGAGGACAUGGAAGGAGGCAUCUCGUCCCCGGUGAAGAAGACAGAGAUGGACAAGUCGCCCUUCAACAGCCCGUCCCCCCAGGACUCACCCCGACUGUCCAGCUUCACCCAGCACCACCGGCCUGUCAUCGCCGUGCACAGCGGGAUCGCCCGGAGUCCCCACCCGUCCUCGGCCCUGCACUUCCCCACCACGUCCAUCCUGCCGCAGACGGCCUCCACCUACUUCCCCCACACGGCCAUCCGCUACCCGCCUCAUCUCAACCCCCAGGACCCCCUCAAAGAUCUCGUCUCGCUGGCCUGCGACCCAGCCAGCCAGCAGCCUGGACCGCCUACUCUACGCCCGACACGUCCCCUGCAAACCGUUCCUUUGUGGGAUUAGGACCAAGGGAUCCGCGGGCGUGUAUCAGGCACAGUCCUGGUACCUGGGAUAACAGAGGUCUCUUCCCGCCUCUCCUCCAUCGUCCUGGGGACCCGGGGCACCGGCCCCCACCCGCGUUCUCGGUGGAAAAUCAGAGCGAGCAAGACCGCCCCUGCCGACUCCCAGCUUGGCCGAAAGACGGCACCGACGGGCGCAGGAGGACGAGGGAGGAGGACGAGAGACACACCGUGCCCUCCCGACGCCCCGCGGCCCGCGGGAGGCCGCAACAGGGUCUCCCUAAGUUAUUCAUCUCCUUCCUCGGCCACCCGCUGCCCCGUGGCACCAGCGCUGCCCAGAGACCAGGUGAGCACAACCUGGCGCCUGUGGCCAGGGCCAACGGACGGGCAACGCCCAGCAAGGCCACCUCCCCCUGGGCCUGCGCCACCGCCACCAGCGAGGGGACCCCGGCCAGUCCCCCUCUGUGGAUGGUGAUUGCCAAAGAGGGGAGGCAGGUGCUGGCGGGAAGGGGUCAGCAAGGACCCCAGCCUCGGGCAGCAGAGACCUUGACGGAGGGUGCGGUGGGCGGACGAGUGGGAAGGGCUGCAGAGCAAAGUGGGGAGGCCCUGGAUGUGGCAGGGGUCCAUCGCUGGCACUCACCAAGGAAGGACGCCAGGCGGGCACUGGGGGAGCCCAGGCGGGCCCUGAGGCUGGCCACGCCCUCCCAGACCCCCCGAGGACCUGCCUGGCCCUGCUGUGCUGGGGACUUGCCUUCGGCCCUCGGGAGGAGAAGUCUCUAUGCAAUUAGACCCUAGCCCGCCCGGCCCGGCGCUGCCCGCCGCCCGCCCGGCACCCAGGGAGGAGUCCGCGCACAGCAGGAGACGCACUUUCUGAGGACGGGGUGGGCCAGGCUGAGUGGAGGGGCCGCAGGGCCUCCCUGUCCCCAGGCGGAGGCCAGAGAGUGGUUUAAGUGCCUGAUCCCCACCGGCCGCCCCAUGUCCAGCUGGGACAGUGUGGCCGGGCUCCCACCCCCGCUCCCAGCCGCCUCCACUCACAGGCCCCUCAUUGCUGUGUCCCCAGAGCUAGAGAGAUGGGACCCCAGGGCUGCGCUGGGCGUGCCCCAGGCACCCCGGGCUGGGCUCUGGGCAGGCCCCGCCUCCUCGCCAGUGCCUUACACCUGGAGCAGCCCGUGCCUGCGCCCCCAGGGACCCCGUGCACUUUCACGUCCCACAAGGGGAGGUGCAGAGCCACCUGGAAGGGGAGCAGGCCUGGGCGGAGGGCUCUGGGGACAGGCCUGGGCUUCCACCUGCAGCCCAAGGACCUCUCAUCCGCUAUGCGUUUCCGUUGAGCUGCUCCAAAACACUAAGCUGGGCGCUGGGGAACCUGACCCCGGCCCAGCCGUCCCACCGUCCCCUCCUAGGAUUGCUGUCGUGGGGCCUCGAUGGCGGUGCUGUGUGUUUGGGGGCCACUGAGCCCCAGCGCAAGGACCCCUUCUGGCCCACACAUCCCAACUGACAUCCUUCAUGCCUGGCGCUGGGGACAACCCCAAGACCCGCCCCGCCCCGGGCCAAAGCCAUCAUGCAGGACGGCCUCCAGGCCCGUCCACCCCACACUGCCCCGACCGUCUCCCCCACCCCAGCUUCCAGACUCUCCUCCCAAAUUGGCCCCGGGGCCUUGGCCAACCUGCUGGUCACUUGGAGAAAGACCCUUCUGCUGACCCCCCCCCUUUUGCCCAGAGGGUCCUGCCAUCCUCAGCCUCGAACCCUUGGUCCCUCUGUCUGUCCGUCCGUCCAUCCUCAGGGCCCCUCCACUGGGUGACCGUUUGGGGACCAAAGCGUGGGCCACUCUCGGGGAAAGCAGAGGCAUCUGGAAGCGUCUCAGCCAGGGUGGGGGUGGGGAGGGGCCGCUCAGGCGACCUGGGGUCGGGGCGCACAGAACCAGCUCUUUACCUACUUUGCAUGGUGCUUAGGACCCCGCGGCCCGGCUCCGGCGUCGCCCACGGUGGCGCCUGCAUGGCAGAUAUACCUGGCUCUGUCCCUCCGCCUCCCGGCCCCCUCUUGAAAAAAUCAAAAAACCCUUUAAAAAGUUCCAUGUUUCCUAAUUUGCACGAAGUUUCUACCACAUGAUGUGCCUUGCCUCGGAGAAUAAGUAUUACUCUACAGUCUCGGCUCUCAGCUGCAUGUGUGCACGCGUAGUCAGGCCACGGGACGGAUACAGUCCACGGGGUGUACUUCUAUUUGUAAAAAAAAAACAAAAAAAAAAAACAAAAAAAAAAUAAUAAGAAGAUUUUUUUAAAGAAGAGAAGCUCUGAGCAGGCC
Ictidomys tridecemlineatus (thirteen-lined ground squirrel) is the source of this 3644-nucleotide messenger RNA. It is a transcript of the gene Nfic, whose product is annotated as nuclear factor I C. Gene Ontology annotation, cellular component: nucleus. The record is from RefSeq and is a predicted model, not a curated record. NCBI's taxonomy places the organism in Eukaryota, Metazoa, Chordata, Mammalia, Rodentia, Sciuridae. Gene Ontology annotation, molecular function: RNA polymerase II cis-regulatory region sequence-specific DNA binding; DNA-binding transcription factor activity, RNA polymerase II-specific. Gene Ontology annotation, biological process: regulation of transcription by RNA polymerase II.